UACUUCUUAUUUAUUUUGACCCCCUUGUACUUGUAUUGUCUGCGUGUGGCACCGAACGGUGGCCCGCUUUAAAAAUUAACAACGAUUCUCAUUGGCAGACGGUCGCCGUUCACCACUGGAGCAGGCCUUUGCUGCCUAGCUCAGCCACGAUAGGACCAUGGAGAUUGAAAAUAUCGUUGCCAAUACGGUAUAUAUCAAGGCGAGAGAAAGUGGUGGCCAAAAGAAAGGAAAAAGCAAAAAGUGGAAGAAUUAUCUACAGUUCCCUCACUAUACAGAGUGUUUACCGCUGAAGACUGAAAUCGAAGUCACUUAUGCAUUCGUCGUUGAGAAACAACCUAUCGGAAAGUUGCUGUUUCACGAAUUUUGCCAAGCGACAAACUCCCAAUACCAUCAGUGCUGCCAGUUUUUAACAAAGGUGGAAGAAUACGAGACAUCGGACGAUGAUGGGCAGUCAAGAAGGGAUCUUGCUUCGUCAAUCGUUUCUUUGCUACACUCAAAACCUGAAGAUAAUCCAUCUGGCUCACAGGAUGAACAAGAGUUUUGGUGUUCCUUUCUGAGCGAUGAAGUAAUAUCGACGUGCAUUACGACAGCGGAUUCUGCAACUCACGAUGACGAGCCCCGGAGUGAUAUAUUUACGGAGCCGUAUAGACUCACUUGCCAAUAUCUCACCGAUGCUCCUUUCAAGGAAUUUGCCGAGUCUAUGUAUUUUCACAGGUUUUUGCAGUGGAAAUGGCUGGAGAAAAGACCGGUGGAUAAACACACGUUUCGGUUAUAUCGAGUAUUAGGCAAAGGCGGAUUUGGAGAAGUAUGCGCAUGUCAGGUCCGAGCAUCUGGGAAAAUGUAUGCUUUAAAAAAACUAGAAAAGAAGCGAGUCAAGAAGAGGCAUGCUGAAACAUUAAGCUUGAACGAAAAACAAAUUUUGCAAAGGAUUAAUUCUCCAUUCGUGGUAAGUCUGGCAUACGCAUACGAAACGAAAGAUGCAUUGUGUCUUGUGCUAACACUGAUGAAUGGAGGGGAUUUGAAGUUUCAUCUGUACAACUUGAUGCCUGGCGGGUUUGACGAGAAACGAGUUCAAUUCUAUGCGGCUGAAAUAACUCUUGGCCUACAACACCUUCAUAGUGAACGGAUUUUAUAUCGUGAUCUCAAACCAGAAAACAUUUUAUUGGAUGACUUUGGUCACGUACGAAUUUCGGAUCUGGGCCUUGCUGUAGAGAUUAAGGACAAUGAACCAAUCAAGGGACGAGUAGGGACUGUUGGUUAUAUGGCUCCGGAAAUUGUAAAAAACGAACGGUAUUCAUACGGUGUCGAUUGGUGGGGAGUUGGAUGUUUGAUCUACGAAAUGAUCGAAGGAAAAGCUCCAUUCCGGCAACGAAAAGAAAAAGUAAAACGGGAAGAAGUAGAACGGCGAGUUCGGGAGGAUCAAGAAAAGUAUUCCGAGAAGUUCAGCGAAGCUGCUCGAACGCUGUGUCGAGGGUUGCUUCACAAAGAACCGGGGUUCCGUCUUGGUUGUCGACGAGUUGGACGACCGGAAGACGGUGCUGAAGAGAUUCGAGCACAUCCGUUUUUCAACACAGCGGAUACAGUUACUGGUCGAGAACCAGUGCCAUGGAAAAAGAUGGAAGCGGGGAAGGUAACACCUCCGUUUUGUCCUGAUCCACGUGCAGUUUAUGCAAAAGACGUCUUAGACAUUGAGCAAUUCAGCACUGUAAAAGGAGUCCGACUCGAUGCAACCGAUACUCAAUUUUAUGGGAAAUUCAACACUGGAUGUGUUAGUAUUCCCUGGCAAAGCGAGAUGAUCGAAACGGAAUGUUUUGCGGAGUUGAACACGUUUCACGAUGAAGAUGGAAAUGUUAUGUGGAAUUUGAGACCUGAUGGAAUAAAUAUGGAUGAAAGGAGGAAUGGGACCAGUAAACCUGGCUUCUUUUCACGACUUUUUCGCAAGAAGAAUAUCGAAGUCACCAAAUCCCUUCAUGAUCUCUCCCAUCUCGGUGUCGAACAACAACAACCACCCAAAACAUCAACUCAAACUCCUGCUGUUCGAUCAAGCCGCGCCGCUUCUGCAAGUGGGAGAACAUUAGUGAUUUGAUGUGUGUUAUCGGUGCCCAAUUAAUCAUUUUUUGAUCUCUUACAACAAUGCCCCUUACAGCUUCAUAACAUCUGCUCAGUGACCUUUUCUUUUUUUGCCUUUUUCUUGCGCGUUCCAUUCAUAUUACCACUUUUACAACUUAAGUUAAUUCUUUCCCAAAUCGAAAUUUAAAAUUUGUUUAUUAUUAUUUCAAUAAUCAAAAUUUAUUUAUGGUUGUAAUUUUUUGAUCUAUGUAUGUGUAACUUUUUUUGAUAACUUUUGUUUUUUCUUAUCAUUGUACGAGAAUUUAGAAAGACAACGAACUUAUAUCGUUUUUGUUUUUAUUUUUGCGCGGAACUUACCACAUUAAUUUUGCCCCAUUUUCCUUUCCCAUGACAAGCUAUACAUAGAUAGACUGUAUGUUCCUUCUUUUAUUUUCAAAUUAAAAUUUGUUCCAUGUGCUAUCGUUUUUCUUGCUCUUUUUUGAAACUUUUAUUGCCCAUUCUCUCAUUUUCUUCCAACCCCCGUUUCUGCAGUUUUCUUGUAAAAAUGUUGUCAUUUUCUGUUUUUUUUCUAUUUUCCGGUAAGUGUUCAACAACUUAUUUGUUUUCAAUAUUUCUAAUUUUUAAUUCGGUACAGUUCAAAACUGAGUCUACACGUUCCUUCCCCGUCCUCACAAAUGGCAUUUGUAGUUCUCAUUGUUUUAUCAUCUCGGCCCUUCCCCAACAAUCUUUUUCUAGUCAAUGUCUUUCUUACUUUGGAAUAAAUGUUGAAAACGGUAAAUAUU
This is a messenger RNA of Caenorhabditis elegans, 2852 nucleotides long. It is a transcript of the gene grk-1, whose product is annotated as G protein-coupled receptor kinase 1. Lineage: Eukaryota; Metazoa; Nematoda; Chromadorea; Rhabditida; Rhabditidae. The record is from RefSeq and is marked reviewed. The coding region runs from base 158 to 2086 and encodes 642 amino acids. The transcript has 13 exons. Gene Ontology annotation, biological process: desensitization of G protein-coupled receptor signaling pathway; signal transduction. Gene Ontology annotation, molecular function: G protein-coupled receptor kinase activity; ATP binding; protein serine/threonine kinase activity.